Dovyalis caffra is the source of this 344-nucleotide messenger RNA. The record is from the annotation of a GenBank genome assembly. Lineage: Eukaryota; Viridiplantae; Streptophyta; Magnoliopsida; Malpighiales; Salicaceae.
CUUGGACAUGCGAGAGGGUGGCCUACGGGUACGCGGAGGGGCCGUUGUGUCCUAGCCGACCGGGCACUCGGUGUUGGUUGGCGAGUGUCAAUGUUUGUCGGCCUAGAGGGCAUGCGGGUCGAGGGUACUUUGGCUUGGCCUCGUGGGCUAUAGGCAAGACGCAUCGACGUGGUCCGGGGCCGGGGCGAGGCGGGCGUUCAUGCAAGGCAAGCUCGGCAUGGACAUGCAUGGGUGACCUGGAUCUAUGGGUUAUGGGCAUUGGUGACCAAGUGGGUGAAGCUCGCUUAUUGAGGCAUACGGGGCUAGUCGUUGGGACUCGUGAUGCCUGUCCGCUCAGCGAGUAG